AUGAAGAUGAUGGGGAAGCGCGUGAAUUUUGCGGCCCGGUCCGUCAUCUCACCCGAUCCCAACAUCGAGCCCUCGGAGAUCGGCGUGCCUCUGGACAUUGCUUCGAACCUCUUCUACCCAGAGGUCGCCACCCCCUUCAAUAUCGAGUGGCUGCGCAGCCUCGUAGAACGAGGUAAUGAAUAUCCUGGAGCCGCCGAGGUGCACAUCUCCAAGUCGGACGGCAGCAAGAACAUCUUGGGCUUGGCCAAGAUGUCACAGGCCGACAGAAACACCUGGGCCAAGCAGCUUCUGACCGACCUUAAGUCGGGAAAGCCACCCUGGACUGUCUUCCGCCACUUGAUGGACGGUGACCCACUCCUCGUCAAUCGCCAGCCAACUUUGCACAAGCCUGGCAUCAUGGCGCACACUGCUAAGGUCUUGAGAAAAGAGAAGACCAUUCGUUUGCACUACGUCAACUGCAACACUUACAACGCCGACUUCGAUGGAGAUGAGAUGAAUCUGCAUGCCCCGCAGGACCGGCUUAAAGUCUCUCGACCGCGCAAGGACAUGUCCUGA
Messenger RNA from Symbiodinium natans, 555 nucleotides. The record is from the annotation of a GenBank genome assembly. NCBI's taxonomy places the organism in Eukaryota, Dinophyceae, Suessiales, Symbiodiniaceae.